This is a messenger RNA of Neltuma alba, 1981 nucleotides long. RefSeq names its product BTB/POZ domain-containing protein At4g30940. Lineage: Eukaryota; Viridiplantae; Streptophyta; Magnoliopsida; Fabales; Fabaceae. Bases 400 to 1734 code for a protein of 444 amino acids. Gene Ontology annotation, biological process: protein homooligomerization. The transcript is spliced from 2 exons. Gene Ontology annotation, molecular function: protein binding. The record is from RefSeq and is a predicted model, not a curated record.
ACUGUAUGUCUGGCAAGACGCGGAAGGAGGAAAAGGAAAACAAAAGAAUUCGCUGUGAUGAGUGAGCAGAAACCAAUCAACUAUAUUUCGAAUCGCAGCCCUUCUGAAUCCUUUGAUUCCACUUACCCAAGUCCGACAAAUUUUAAAAAUCCCACCUCUCCUGCGAAUCUCACGUAUUCCUGCAAUCCCUUCGGCAUUUGCGGGUUUUUAUUCUUUCGAGUCGAACGUUAAUUUAUUCGAUCAAACCCGUUAUUUUCUUCCACUUUCCGGCAAGUAUCGCCUUCAAAGUUUCCUGCUUUGUGCUUGUUUAUACUAACCCUUUGCCCCAUUGAGUUUCUAGCUACUGAACCUCAUCGGGGGUUUUCAAAUUUGUCUUAUUCUUCUUAAAGAAAUUCGAUCAUGGGGAUUCAGAAGGACAGGGUAAGAUUCAAUGUCGGAGGAAGAAUCUUCGAAACGACGGCCACAACCCUCGCCAAUGCCGGGCGUAAUUCAAUGUUUGGGGCAAUGUUCGACGAGAACUGGAAUUUGGUCGCUGAUAAUUCCACUGAGCACUUCAUCGAUCGCAACCCCGAUUGCUUUGCCGUUCUUCUCGACCUCCUCCGAUCCGGCGAGCUCUACAUUCCAGUGAACAUCCCGGAGAAGCUCCUGUAUAGGGAGGCUCUCUACUACGGCCUUCUCGACCACGUCCGUACUGCAAAAUGGGGUCCCUUUGAUGGCAAUAGAUUGACCCUUUCUCGCUCCAUAACGGGUCAAUCCCCCGGCGACGGAACCGCCAUUCGCGGCGGCCCCGAUGGUGGUUGCUGCGUCGCUCACGGAAGCAUGGUUCAUGUCUACGAUUGGAUGCUCGACGAACAUCCCCCUUUAAACCUCGAUUACCAAAGGGUCAACGAUGUGGGGUGGGCCGACGCCGAUCAUGUUGUCAUCGGCGUCAGUCAGCGGCUCGGCCGUGGCGACGGCGGAUUGGGUCUCUUCCGUUCGUCAACGGGGGAGCUCAGGCAUAAGUUCCCAGUUCGCCAUGAGAACGAAGUGAAGAGUUUCACAGCAGGAGCAUUGAGCUUCAGUUCAGAUUACAAGAUAUUCUCUAGCUGCAAAGGAAGAAGCAACGAAUAUGGCAUCGGUGUUUGGGAUCAGAUCACUGCGAAGCAAAUUGAUUUCUUCUAUGAGCCUCUGGGGUGGUCACUUGGUGAAGCAGACAAGCUUCAAUGGCUAGAAGGGAGAAACUGCUUACUGGUUUCUACUCUGUUUCCCAGAAAAGAUAACUGUUACAUAAGCUUGUUGGAUUUCAGAGACAAAAACAUGGUUUGGUGUUGGUCUGAUCUGGGAGGUCCAGUUCUAGCCGGAGACGAGAAAAGGGUUCGAGACGCGAUAGCAAUGGAGGACAACAACUCAAUCUGUGUUGUGAAUGAGUAUGAAGAUUUAGGGUUUAUGGAUUUGAGAAAUUCUGGGGUUGCUUCUGGUAUAAGGUGGAGUUCAAGAAGUAGGUUGAUGAAAGGGAAGAUGCCAGAAGAGCCUUGUUAUCCCAAACUGGCUCUGCAUAAUGGUCAGCUUUUCUCUUCUAUGAACGAUUGUAUUUCUGUGUUCUGUGGCUCUGACUGGGUUUUGACUUCUAGGCUUAGAAGGGGCUAUGGAGGUUCUAUAUGUGAUUUGUCCAUUGGAGGGGAUAGGCUUUUUGCUCUUCACAGUGAGGAGAAUGUGUUUGAUAUAUGGGAAACUCCAAGGCCUCCAAUAAUAUGAUUCAAACUAAGUUUAAAAAACAAAGAGCUUGCUUGUGCUUUACAUCGUUCUUUUUGUUUGUUUGACCCCUUUUUUCUGCUUCUUCUGAGGUAGUGCCAAGGCUUUCACUUGUAUAUAAUGAGUUUUUUGGGUUGUAACUAAAUGGGUUGUUUUGUUUUGUAUGAAAUUUGAUAUGUGAGUUUUGUAAAUAGAACUCACGGCUUGUUAUAAUGUUAUAUUUUACUGCUGUAUUAUUUUGUGCUUCAAA